UUCGAAAAUAGCCAAAGUUGGUCGUGUGGGAGGCGCUGAUGUAAAGAGAUAGGACAAGCAGUUCGGUACAAUGCGCCUAAUGCAUACCUGUUUUUUUUUUUUGUUUUUUUUUUAAUUAGUUAGUUGUUCUUUUCCCCUGCCUGCCUACUUGAUCACCGAUUGACCAAGGCAGCACCAGGACCACCCGCUCCUCAUUUCCAUCCUCACCCCUGUUCUGCCGUGCUUCUCUGGCGUCCAGCCUUGAUUUCCACCAGCAAUUGAACUGUCGUUUUAGAAACUUUUUUUUGAACUUAUUUUCUGUGCACCUGUUUUACUCCGUUGCCUUCCACCCUAGAUCCCAGCUGCCAUUGUACUGAACACAAACAACACAUCGACAAACGCAACGAUCCAAACCAGCACCGACAAUUGACAUUGGCCGACCGAACGAACGAAUGCAAGCGGGCUACUAGCCCAAGAUAGCCCAUUUCUCCGCCUCCUUUUCCGCCCGCCUUGGCCGCUCAGGCUCAAGCGACCAUGACUCGCCCCGAAAUCAUUCGCGCCGACUCGAUUGAUCUUCAGGAUCACGACGCACCCUCAGCUAAGAGUCACCCGCGUCCUCUCCCAGCCCAGUCUAGCCAACCGACGAGCGCACUCGCGCCCCAUCAAGCCGAGACUCUAAGGGAGGUUGCCGCCGAGAGCGCAGAGGAGAACUCGCGUAGCCCACGCGUGUCUUGGAACUCUGGGGUCGACUCGGGAGAUCUCGAACAGCACGCGGGAGAUCUAGUCGCCGGCGUGUCCGGAUCGUACGAGGGCGCCUCUUCAGGCAGGAGCAAGAUGCAACAGCAAGAUGCGCUCGCAAUCGCGCAAAACGGUGGCAAUGAUCUGUUGGAAGAUGACAUAGACCCCGAUGGCGACGAAGAUGACGACAUGGACAAGAUUUCGAGUUCUCCCUCAAUCGAAGAUGAGGAUAUUGAUUUCGAAUUCGUGUACGCGCUACACACGUUUGUGGCCACGGUUGAAGGGCAAGCAAACGCAACCAAGGGCGACACUAUGGUGCUUUUAGACGACAGCAAUAGUUAUUGGUGGCUCGUCCGAGUCGUCAAGGACAGCAGCAUCGGUUAUCUCCCUGCCGAGCACAUUGAGACACCCACCGAAAGGCUGGCUCGGCUGAACAAGCACAGGAACAUUGAUCUGUCUGCAACCAUGCUUGGAGACCAGAUGGAAAAGACCAAGAAUCCCAUCAAAUCUGCCAUGAAGAGAAGGAAGACCAAGACUGUAGCCUUCGCGGCACCAACCUUCCAUGACUACUCGGACAUUGACUACUCAACAGAAGAGGAGGAUCCAGAAAUGGAUUACUACAUCAGGCAACAGCAGGCGCAACAGCAACAAGAGCAGCAGCAGCAGCAGGAACAACAACAAGCACAACAAAACCAGCAGCAACAGCAGCAAUCGCAGCAGGUGGUCACCACGCAAGCAGCCAAUGAAGAAGAGCCUAGCCGUGCUGAAGCCGCAACGAGCCGACAACAAAAAGAUGUCAGGACCGUUGAGCCUGUCGCAGACGAAACUGACAACGAUCUGGCCAUGGGAGGCAGGACCAGUGAAGAUAUAUUUGAAGCCUCCAAGUCGAUAACACCUGGUCCCACCAAGACAAAAGAUGGAACUGUCAGGGACUCAUUCUUCAAAGACGACACGGUUGAGACCAAGAAGAUUACGCUGACACCCAAUCUCUUGCGAGACGACGGAGGUCCGAGAACGUCAUCGGAUUCUAAGGACUCGAAGCAGAGGCCAAGUCUAGACAAACUCGAGAAAGAUAGUGUCCUUGGCAAGGACGACAAGAAAAAGAAGGACAAGAAAGAGAAAGAGAAGAAGCCUAGUGCCAUUCGGAGUUUUUUCUCAAGGGGCGGCAAGAAGAAGUCUGUUGAUGAAGAUGACGACCUGUCAUUGGGCAAGCGAUCAAUGGAUGCCAUUUCAGAAAGUCAAGGCAAUGAUGGUGAUGAGAUUGACGAAGCUCAAUCGCCAGAAAAGGCCACGGCCCCGGCGCGUAACCCCAGCAAGCUCCAGAAGCAGCCACGGACCGAACCGUCCCCGACGCGCAAGCCGAGCUCUGCGUCACGCGAGACAUCCAUUGACAGCUAUAACGAAACUAGAGCCAACAAUGUGGCCAACGUUCCGCCAGCUACCAUGCGUAUCGUCGAAUCAGAUGUGCAAGAUAGCCGAGACAUGGCAACCAAGACUGCCAAUGCACCACUGGACAGUUCAAAGGGAUCGAAGUCGAAGAGAGAACCAAAGGCGGCCGUGUCCAAGGUUAUGCCGUCCCGGAUACAAACUUCCGAAGUCAAGUCACAGAAGGCAGCCAAGGCAAAGGCCGGACCCGAUCCAGAGAUUGUGGCUCCUAUAGAAGAUGUGGCAGCAACAGAGGUUGUCAGAAAAGGCUCUACGUCUUCUGACACAGCAUCCGCCAAGGGCCCUGCACGCCAACCACCAAAGGCAUUUGUAUCUCAAGAAAGUGGGCAGAAUGCACAGGUUGGUGCUUUGGCACGUGAUCGUUUGACCGAGUCACCCGUACAGACGACUGCGGAGACACCAAAUAAUCCCCCGGCACUCAUGGGUGACACCUCUAGCCAGGAGGACCAUUCAUCUCCGAUAUCAUCGCCAUCGCCAGAGCUUGAUGGGGACGAAGAUAGCGGGCGGAGGCAUCGCAAGGACGACUCGGUCACGACAUCAACAUCGACCGCUAGCGCCGCAUGGAACGACGCCAGCUUACGUGCCUAUUUUGACUCGGGCACGGAAAUUCGCGACAUGCUCACUCUUAUUUAUGAUAAGACGGAUGUCGCUCCUGUCGGUCCAGACCAUCCAAUUGCUGGUAGCUUGUUCCGGGAACAGAACGCGAAGCUAGCAGAGAUAACAACGCAACUCGACAAUAUGCUCGGCGACUGGCUUGCACGAAAGCAAAGACUCAGGGGGGCUGCAUAGACUUGCAUCACACAGCAAAAUCUAACGCCUGCGACGAUUCGAUUUAGGCAUUUGAGCGGUGGCAAGUCUCUUCCAAGCUUGUCUGUAGACUUGGUAACUGUUUGAUGAACGAACGAUCAUGACUGUUUGGACGGAUAUUAACUAUUCUGGGGCGCUUUAAAAUCAAAGUUACUCGUCUUUUUACUACUUUUUAUCCUCUUUUUUCGGCCUCCCUUUCUCGCGAUAGGCAUUCUUUUGGGAGUAUCAAACUUGAACCAGCCAUCUUAGCUUCCAUGUUCAUAUUGUCUUUAAAAGAAAGGCCUUUGGUGUUGAAUUCAUAUAUGCCUGAUAUCUGUCCAAAGGCAGGAAGUGAGAAUGUUGGGACUGGCCAUAUUCAUGACUGUUCGUAUUUUGCUUUUGGUCGGCUAGAAAGAACAUGGGUCUGCGCGUCUCUGUGGCUAUCGGCCUGUUUUGAACAUAAUAUCCUUCAUAACCAAAACAAGUCUACAAUCACUCUGUUAUAGCGACAAUGUGGUUAGCGAAGCGGAGUCUGAUCGUCCCCGCA
Messenger RNA from Pyricularia oryzae 70-15, 3496 nucleotides. RefSeq lists its product as uncharacterized. Gene Ontology annotation, biological process: establishment or maintenance of actin cytoskeleton polarity. The record is from RefSeq and is a predicted model, not a curated record. Gene Ontology annotation, cellular component: cell tip; microtubule cytoskeleton. NCBI's taxonomy places the organism in Eukaryota, Fungi, Ascomycota, Sordariomycetes, Magnaporthales, Pyriculariaceae. The transcript is spliced from 6 exons. The coding region runs from base 514 to 2952 and encodes 812 amino acids. Gene Ontology annotation, molecular function: protein binding.